AUGGGAGGCAAAACACUCUUGUCAGUGUUUGCUUUCUUUAGUACACUUGUGGACGCUCAGCAGAAAUAUGUUCUCACGACGGGUCCGACAGCGAGAUCGCAGUGCUCUGCCACUACCGCCGCAUCUCCUACAUUUUCCUUCUCGACCUUUGCAUUUACUCAGUCAGAGACCUAUCGCUAUGCAAUUCCUGUUCCGUCGCCUACUUCCACGGAAACAUUUGCCGCUCCUUUCUCCGCUCUCAGCUCUCUGAUCCCUCAUAUUGUCACAACCACCUGGGGUAGCUGGAAUCCCAACGCUACUGUGACUGCGACUGACUUUCAUGAUAAAUAUGGCAGUGCCUCUUGGAGUGCGCUUUGGGAGAACGCGCGACCAUUUCUUACCAACUUUACAUCCACUGGCAUCUACAGUACGACUGUUUCGCCGACACCAGUGCCAAGUGCCGAACUUGUAUUGCCGCCAAGGGAUUAUUUUGGUCCAACGGACUGUUACUACUUUCCCGAUGGCUUCAUAUAUGGCGUAGCUGGCUCAGCUUCCCAGAUUGAAGGUGCUAUUAGCCACGAAGGAAAAGCGCCAUCUGCAGCGGAUAUCAUCGCCAAAGAUGACCCCAGCCAAGAUUACGUGACAAAUGAGAAUUACUAUCUAUAUAAGCAGGAUAUUGAGCGACUGGCAGCGAUAGGAGUAAAAUAUUAUUCAUUCUCAAUCCCAUGGACUAGAAUUCUACCAUUUGCAGUUCCGGGCUCACCUGUUAACCGGCAGGCUAUUGACCACUAUAGUGAUCUUAUCGAUUUUGUUAUAGCAAAAGGGAUGCUCCCCGUCGUUACGUUGAUUCACUUUGAUACACCAUUGCAGUUCUAUGCCGCAAAUGUCUCAACUUUAUAUGAAAAACCCUCAGUGGGUUAUAAUAACGGAGCCUACCAAAAUGAGACGUUUUUGGAUUCUUUUGUUCACUAUGGAAAGAUUGUCAUGACACAUUUUGCCGAUCGAGUUCCUCUUUGGGUGACGUUUAACGAACCAUUUGUUUACUGCCAGAAUGGACAUUCCGUGGAUACAGUAAUCAAAGCACACGCUCAAUUAUACCACUUUUAUCACGAUCAGAUUAACGGUACAGGCAAAGUUGGAAUGAAAAACAGCAAUCUAUUCGGUGUACCGCUUGAUCCAUUGAAUGCCUCCCACGUUGAGGCAGCCAAUGAUUUCAAUAAUUUCCAACUGGCAAUCUUUGGCAAUCCGAUAUAUCUCGGCAAAGACUAUCCUGCUGUAUACAAAGAACGAGUCCCAGACUACGUUCCUCUUACCAAAAAAGAUCUAGAUUACAUGAAAGGCACCGCGGACUUUUGGGGAACCGACGCAUAUACUAUUACUGUUAUCUCACCUCUAUCUGCAAGCGAGUCACCUUGCUUAAACACCCCAUCCAACGUAUUCUAUCCGGAAUGCGAACAGCAGAGCUGGGGUGGGAAAUUUGGCUGGAAUGUCGGAUACGCCAGCCAAACAUUUGUCUAUAUUACUCCGACCUAUUUACGCCAUUACUUAUCAUACUUGUGGAACAAGUAUCGCUCUCCGAUCAUCGUUACCGAAUUUGGCUUCCCUGUCGCGAAUGAAGCCGCACUGCCAUUGGCACAGCAACUCUUCGACUCACCUCGCAGCCAGUACUAUUUGAGCUUUAUGAGUGAGAUACUGAAGAGCAUCUGGGAGGAUGGCGUGCAAGUACUCGGUGUGAUUGCGUGGAGCUUUGUCGACAACUGGGAAUUUGGGGACUUUACGCCACAGUACGGAAUGCAGACUGUGAAUCGAACAACGCAGGAAAGGCAUUACAAGAAGAGCUUGUUUGACUUUGUCGACUUCAUUCAAGCUAGAACCUGGCCAAAUUAG
Trichoderma atroviride IMI 206040 is the source of this 1866-nucleotide messenger RNA. RefSeq lists its product as uncharacterized. NCBI's taxonomy places the organism in Eukaryota, Fungi, Ascomycota, Sordariomycetes, Hypocreales, Hypocreaceae. Gene Ontology annotation, biological process: carbohydrate metabolic process. Gene Ontology annotation, molecular function: beta-glucosidase activity. The record is from RefSeq and is a predicted model, not a curated record.